Rhagoletis zephyria (snowberry fruit fly) is the source of this 1748-nucleotide messenger RNA. RefSeq names its product alpha-protein kinase 1-like. The record is from RefSeq and is a predicted model, not a curated record. Lineage: Eukaryota; Metazoa; Arthropoda; Insecta; Diptera; Tephritidae.
CUAGUCUCCCCAACCUUGAAUUUUACGCUCAUUUAUUUAGAGUUAGGUUUAGUUUGAUAAUAAAACAGUUGUUGUCAUUAUUUAAAUGCAAGCAAAACUAGUCAAACAAAAAAAAAAAAAAAAACAGCAAAAACUUUCUCUAAAACUCCCAACUUUUCACACAAUCAAGGUGAGAAACACAAAAUCGAGGCACAUCUAUCCGUGCGUCACGCGCUUAAAGUGCACGAAGGUCAAUAUAAGUGCAACAAUUUGCACACAAGCUACCACAUGUUGCACGUACGCAGCGCCAACGAGGCGCCUCCCCAUCCACAAACUUACUCGCCAUUUGUCGUAACAGCGGGGGGCGCCGGCCACGGCCACGGCCACGGUGACGGUGGCGGUGACGGUGGUGGUCAUCAUCUCUCAACGCUUUCAGCAUACGAAACGAUACACGAUCUGACGCCCAGUUCGGCGGAUGAUAUUUUCACGCGAAUGUGGGGGCCGGAUGUGGGUGUGGACACUUCGUCACUGCCAACACAUACCACAACAACAACAACAACAACAGCACAUCGACGGCCACAUCAUCGCCACCACCAGCAGCAGCAGCAGCAACAAAAGUCACAAUUCCAAGCAACAAACCUGGAUGAGCAGCACAAGUUGAUUUAUAUAAACGCCACAAACUUCGAUGGUAAUCCAUCAUUAACAUUGCCAGAUAGCAGCGGCAGCAGCAGCGAUGGCGGCAGCAUUGGUAGUGAACUGGACACUGGUCUUGUCAAUAUAGAGUAUAUGUCGCCUAAAAAGCUUGGCGGCAAUGGCAGUGAAUUAACAACGGCAUCCAGUCGUGGUGGUAGCGGUGGCGUAGCUAAAUAUCCACCAAUGCCGAAUUUCCCUCCGCCACGCACCACAAUGCUAUCGACAACAUUAGCGCCUGCGGUGCAUAUUUACACACCGCCGCAUCAUAAUGCGGAUCAUCGCUACCACGGGAUCACUGCCAGCAAUAGCAACAACAUGAAUCCUUAUACGACGCACGGCUAUCAAAUUGUCGAAACGCAGUCAAUAUUCCCGUUGCAAACGGCAUCGCCAAAUUACCAACAGCCGACACAAAUGUUCACGCCACAACAAAUUGGCGUGCAAACAAUGACGCCAAUUGAUAUUUACCACACGCAAAUACACCAGCAACAACAGCAGCAACAGCAGCGUAAUCAACUGCAAACCUAUCCACCGCAUCACGGUCAGUUUGUAAAUCCUAAUUUGAGCCAACCAAAUCAACGACAACAGCAACAACAACAGCAGCAGCAGCAGCGACAGCCUGUGUCAGGUAUUGCCACGGUAACAGCGGGCGGCAUGGUGUCGUUUCCCACAUCUUUGUCACCACAACCCACUCCCACGGCACAUAUGCCAAUUCGCAAGGGUGAGCCUUAGCCUUUUUAGCUUUUAUCGCUAAAUGAAAAAAGUACAAAAAAAACAAAAGAAUAAAAAAGAGUUAUCAAAAAAUCAAAAAAACAAAUAAUAAAGGAAACUCAGUUACCCGUAUGCAUCACAAUGCCAUCUCAGUCUCAGUCUCAGUUUCAGUUUCACUUUCAGUCGUCACUCACUCUCACAAACGUCACCAAAUUCCUCUACCAAUCAACCAACCACCACCAGUGCCAUCUUACCGCCCAUUGCUCGCAGUGACCAUGGAUACGAAUUUGAAGUUGAUUCUCAUCUUUAUUUAUCACUUAAACGUUGUUGUUUAUUUUGGAUAAUUGUUUUCCAUUUGAAUUACAAUU